This is a messenger RNA of Hypanus sabinus (Atlantic stingray), 1722 nucleotides long. RefSeq names its product C-type lectin domain family 10 member A-like. The record is from RefSeq and is a predicted model, not a curated record. Gene Ontology annotation, cellular component: cell surface; plasma membrane; signaling receptor complex. The transcript is spliced from 9 exons. Bases 134 to 1315 code for a protein of 393 amino acids. Gene Ontology annotation, molecular function: low-density lipoprotein particle receptor activity; pattern recognition receptor activity; (1->3)-beta-D-glucan binding. Lineage: Eukaryota; Metazoa; Chordata; Chondrichthyes; Myliobatiformes; Dasyatidae. Gene Ontology annotation, biological process: cellular response to molecule of fungal origin; leukocyte cell-cell adhesion; phagocytosis, recognition.
UCUCGGUUCCUCUUUAUCAGCUGCUGAUCUCGUGUUUGUUGGUGUCGGUCUGACUCACUUGUCAAAACAGGCUUCCUCUGACAACGGUUACUUCUCCUUUCUGAGCUCAGAGACGCAGAGGAUCCUCGACGGGAUGGACGACAACGAGACCUACAUGAAUAAGAAACCCACAAAAACUGACAUACAGGCUCCUUCCCGAGACUAUCUGAACUCCACCUACACCGAGCUGAACAUUCGGAAAGUCGAACGCUUCCCCAAUACACAAACAGAUGGACUGGACCCCACCUACUCUCAGCUGAACCUUCUUCACAAUGAUCUUCUCAUCGCGAAGGAAGAAGAUCCUCCUAUUGCUUCGAGACCAGGAAAAAUGCCAAUGACUGCUCAGGCAGACGGUCUGAACUCCAUCUACUCAGUGGUGAAGCUACCGGAAGACGAACUUCACAUCGAUGAUUAUGACGUUCCUCCCAUUGCCUCCGGACCCGCCGAAAUGUCACAGACAGACGGUCUGAACUCCACCUACUCAGUGCUAAAACUACCGGAAGACGAACUUCACAUCGAUGAUAACCAUCCCAUUGCCUCGGGACAUGCCGAAGUGUCAGUGGCUGCAGAGACAGGUGCGCAGAAACAGGAGCCGAAGCAGAACAUCGGAAAUCGAUCCGUCCGUAAGAUCUCCCUACUCUGUCUCGUUACGAUCGGCGUCGCGAUGGUGGCCGGGCUUUCGAUCUAUGUAUCGCAGACUCGACAGUCUCUGAUCACCGCCGACCGAAACUACCGGAGACUUUGGGAACAACAUCAGGAGAUGAACAGGACCCAGCGCCAAUGUCAACAGCAUGUCCAUGAGUUGAACACAACCCUUGAAUCCAGGACAUCCGAGAACUCCCUCCUGGAUAUCUCUCAGAGAACCUGUCUGAAUAGUCUUUUCGCCAUGAACAACAACCUGACUAUCCUCGAAAACAACAUUUCCGUCCUCAACUCGGAUCUCUCGGAGCUGAAUCGAACGCACAACGAUCUCCGUUAUCAGUUCAAUCAGCUCGAAAUGAAGUACAGAAACAUCAACGAAAACAAAGCUCAGAUUUGCCAAUACCUUAUCAGGAGAACAGUUGCAGAGCAAACGUGUCCGCAAAUCUGGAUCAAAAAUGAAGACCGGUGUUAUUUCAUAUCCAAGAUCGCAAAUACUUAUGAUGGAGCGAGGCAACAUUGUUCAGAACUUGAUUCAGGGCUCCUCGAAAUAAAUUCAAACAAGGAAAAGAAUUUUGUUUCUAAUGCUGUCUAUCAAUCUGUACCAUACUGGAUCGGAAAAUGCGCAAACAGGUGAGGUUUGGACUGUUGCCGGUCUGUGGUGUUGGAUUGGGACAGUGGGUUAGUUUGGAGAAUGAAACGAGGUCGUGUGGAUAGAGUCGGGCAGUGGGAUUAGUUUGAGUUCUGACCCAGAUCUAUGGGGAGAGAGGGAGUCAGUGAGAUCAGUUUGGACAAAGGCUCGGUGUUGUUUUGAGAGUGGAGCCGCGGGAUUAGUUUGUUGACUGACAGAGUGUUGUCCCGAGAGGGUGAGGAAGUGGGAUUAAUUUGGGAGAUUAUUCGGGAUUUUAGCAGAGCGCGGUAUAAUGAGAUUCGUUCGGCCAUGGACCUGGAGCUGUGAGGAGAGCGCGGUAUCAUGGGAUUAGUUCCGAGGCUGACUGUGGGCUGUGGGGAGAGCGCGGUAUCAUGGAAUUAGUUCCGAGGCUG